Molecule: messenger RNA, 2462 nt
Organism: Coccinella septempunctata (seven-spotted ladybird)
Lineage: Eukaryota; Metazoa; Arthropoda; Insecta; Coleoptera; Coccinellidae
Exons: 6
Coding region: 124-2286 (720 amino acids)
Source: RefSeq, a predicted model, not a curated record
AGAGUUAUCUGGAGUUUACCGAGGAGUUUACUAAGUAGAGUCAAGUCAGUUUACAUUUGGAACUCUGGUUGUUUUGUUACUUGUGGGUAUAUUUUUUUGGGCUACUCAAAAUAGUUUCUCAAUAUGCAGCAAGAGCAACCGUCAGGAUGCAGCAGCAAUAUUUCUAAAAGUCGGGCAAAAAAUCCACUUCAUUCUACAUCAGGAACCCUCAUGGAUGGAUAUCUUACUGAGGAGUUCGAACCAAUGGAGGUUCCAAUAGCUGAACCUUCUGAUGAGAACACAAUCAACAUCCUCAUCAUUGGGGAAACUGGAGUAGGAAAAUCCACUUUCAUCAAUGCAUUUGCUAAUUAUUUGAGAUUUGAGAAUCUAGAUGAGGUUGAAAGGGAAAAUCCUUUAGUUUUGAUCCCCUGCAAGUUUACUGUGACUGAUGAAAACUAUGAAUUGAGGGAAGUGAAGAUAGGAUCUGAUUCAAAUGAGCAUUGCCAUCUUGGAGAAUCAUCUACACAAGAUCCAAAAACUUACACUUUCCCAAUUAGUGAUGGUGAAAGAUUCGUACAACUUAUUGAUACACCAGGCAUUGGUGAUACACGUGGUAUUGACCAAGAUACAAUAAACUGCCAAAAGAUAAUAGAUUACAUUGCCCCUCUCAAGAUGAUACAUGGCAUUAUGUUCUUGAUGAAACCAAAUAGCAGCAAAAUCACUGUUCUUUUUGAAUUCUGUAUGAAGCAGAUUCUCUCAAGGUUGGAAAAAUCGGCAAGUAAUAACUUGCUCUUCGUGUUCACAAACACUCGGGGUACAUGCUACAGACCUGGUGAAACACUGCCUUGUUUGAGGAAGGUUCUAAAAGAUAUUAGUGAAAAACCGCCUUAUGUAUCUAUUCCUGUUAGUAAACAGAAUAUAUUUUGCUUGGACAAUGAAGCUUUCAGAUACCUGGCAGCAAUUGCUUCAGGAGUAGGUUUUACUGACAGGGAAAGACAAUAUUUUGUUGAAAGUUGGGAUAAAUCAGCUGAAGAGUCUUGGAGGAUGAUUAUUCAUAUUAUUGGAGAUGAUGUGCAGAAGCCCUUAGAACCUCAUAGAGUUGAAAACACGAUGUGCGUAAAUGAGGCUAGGGGCAUCAUCAACCAGUUGAAACAGCCAAUGGCUGAUAUAACCCAACUUAUUCAAGACAAACUGAGAGCAUUGCAAAAACAAACAGAACUUUUGGCCCUAGAUGAUUUGGACAUAACGGAUUUGAAAAAAAAUUUGGUUAUUCCAAUCAUUGAUAUAGAAGUUUGUGAACUGCCACAACCUGUCACUGUAUGCACCAGUGCCAAAUGUGCUCAAAUAUAUAAGGUCCGCACUGUUAGUAAGUGGCAUUAUGUCCAACGUUGCCACAAUCCAUGCUACUUAAAGAACGUGCCCAAAGAAAUGAUUGGUGCGCCAGAAUUAGUUGAUUGUGCUGCUAUGGAUUCUCAAGGGAAGUGCAAGUUAUGUAAAUGCGAUUUUUCCUGCCACAUGCAUAUUUAUUACGAAAGCAAAACAGUGGAUAAGACAAUUGAAAAUGAUAACAUCAAGAAAAGUUUGUUGUCAAAAGAAGAAUUGAGGAGGGAGAAACAACGAAUGAUCAAUGAAAUGAAUCACAUGAAAGAUGAACUUGAAGAUGAACACAAAACUAUUAUCCAUUACAUUGCCAAAUUUGCAAAUUUCUUGCAGCAAAAUGCUAUCACCCCUUAUAAUGACGUUUAUAGGCAAUACAUCGAAUAUUUAAUAGAUCUUGAGAAAUCGCAUGGUGAAACGGCGGAUAGAGCUCAUAUUGCAUACUUGAGAAAAUGUCAAAAUGAGUACGAUGAGGCUAAAAAAGUUUUCGAUAAUGUUCUCAGCAUGAAGAAUCAAACAGUUGCAACAAUUACUCCUGAAUCCAUAAAAAAAAGUGUUGAUGAACUCUUCAAAUUGAAACAUACAGGAAAAAAAAUCCAGGAGCUUUACAAAUCUCAAUUCACUGCUAUUAACUCAGAAAGGAAAAAUGUUCAACACUACCCUGCGAGGAAAACUCAUAGAGAGGAAGGAAUUUUCCAGAAUUGCACGAGACGAUUGAAAAACUUUUUCAUCAGCAGUGAACAGAGUAGCAUCGAAUCUGAAGAAGACAAUACUAACUACCCUAAUGAUACUCAUAAGGGAAAGUCUUUUAACAAUCAUAAAAAGGGGAGAAGAGGAAAACAAAAGGGACGCUAUUAUGAGAACCAUUUGAACUUGAUGCAACAAGAAGCUUCAGCUGCCUUGGCUGCUUUGACCGGUGAUAUAAAAUAAAUUUGAGAAAGUAAAUUUUUACUUUUAUAAUCAUAUUCAUUAUUCAUAGAUUUUGACAUUAGUAUUUUCUUAAUUUCAUAAAUAGAAUUUUUUUUAUAUUCCGUUAGAAUUUUUUUAUUUUUGUUAAUAAGUGUUUUGAUUAAAUAACAACUGAAAUAUAUGUUGUCAUAACUUUU